AAAAAAAUCAUAUUAUUUUAUUCUCCAUUUUAACCCUUUUCCCAAAUGACAAAAGAACCACAUCAGCCACCAAAAGCUGUAAAUAUUAUCAGGCCUAAUCCAAAUUACGGCUUAUUAAAUAAUACGACAAGUACAAGUAGUAGUGGUAGUAGUAAUAGUGGUUCGAUCGUGCAAAAGAGAACUGGUUCAGUGGCUUCCUCUACCACUAGAAAACUAAGAGUCAACAGUACAGCUACAAAACCAUUAUUAAAUCUCUACCACCCACCCACAAGAAAACCCUCAUAUGAUGACUACCAUCGCUCUACUGUAUCUUCUAACAGACCUCCCAUCGAGAUUUAUAAACCUCAACAACAAAGAAUGCCAAAGUCUUAUACUUCUCCAUCUCUAUCGAAUGAACAAAUACAACCAAUACAGCCUAUAAAUAAGCCUAUCUCCCGUCCAUCUCAUCGCUCAGUUUUAGGGCCUAUCAACACUCCCGUUGCUAUAACAUCAGCUCAGAAUGAUAGAUAUCAUGAAAAUACUAGCUCAGUUGAAGUUAUAGACGAUAAGACCUCAACGGUAGAAGACACGAUCGAUGACUCUGAACAAGACGACGAGGACGAUGAAGACGAUGAAGAAGAGGACGAGCAAGAAGAUAAUGAAGAGGAGCCUAUAAUAAAUGAAGCACGAGUUAAUCGAAAGAUUGCGGAUUUGGAAUUAUCAAUCAAUUCAUUACUUUCAGUAAAUGCAAUGCUUGAAUCAACAGUUAGAAAGCAGGCAUCACAACUAAGCCAAAUGAAGAUCAAAAUGUUAUCUGGCGGGAGCGUGGAUAUAAUAUUAGAUGAGGAGGUGCCUAUUAUUGAGGUAGAUGACGAUAAGGAAGAGGAUUGGGAUCAAGAUUUGUUAUUUCAAAAGCUACGUAAAAUAACUGAGCAAAUGAUCGAACAAGGGCAAAAAUCGAUCGAUUUCGAGUACAAAAUUUUGGGUAGAGUGUUAUCAAACUAUACACCACAGGAGGAGGAUGAUGAUGACGAUGAUGAUGAUGAAGGUAUGGAAGGGAUACGAAUAAUUAUCUAUGUAUUUCUAAUAUGUAACUAUAGAAGCAAUAGCAUCAUUGACACCUUCAACAUCAAAAUCUACCCCAUCAAACGAACCUCAUACUACACAAAUACCCGCCACAUCUAUACCACUUGCUGCAAGACCAUCCAAACUUGCAAAAAAGAAGAAUAAUAUAAUUUAAACCCUUUGCAUAUGUCCCCCCCUAAUUUUUUUUUUUUAUUAUUAUUAUUUAUUUGGUUAAACCGUUUUAAACAAGUGUUUAUGGAAAGAUUUAUAUCGCAACUAAAUGGUAAAAGAAAACUGCGUUUCGUCGUCGCAAGCAUGACAAGCUUCGAUCAAACAUUUUAAAAGGGACGUUCUUUAUAUCAUUUCGCUGAAAUCUUAUUUUUCUGUGCGCAGAGUGCUCGAUGGUUUUGCAUUAACAUAAUGAAAUUCGG
Molecule: messenger RNA, 1475 nt
Organism: Mucor mucedo
Lineage: Eukaryota; Fungi; Mucoromycota; Mucoromycetes; Mucorales; Mucoraceae
Exons: 2
Coding region: 46-1209 (387 amino acids)
Source: RefSeq, a predicted model, not a curated record